Messenger RNA from Globicephala melas (long-finned pilot whale), 2190 nucleotides. Lineage: Eukaryota; Metazoa; Chordata; Mammalia; Artiodactyla; Delphinidae. The record is from RefSeq and is a predicted model, not a curated record.
AUGGGGGGAGCUGUGGGCACCGAAAGAGGAAGGAGCCGGGAGGGGGCAUCUGCUGGGAAGCGGCUAGCCCCACCCCUUGCCUGCUGGCUCAAUGCCGCUGGCCUGCUGCCCCUCACCAGCUCCCGGCCCGGUUGGCACCUACCCACCAGGAUGCUGGCAGUCCUGCCCUCCUCUCCCUCCUACCCCCCUGGCUCCCAGCGCCCCAUGCCAACUGUGGGCCUCGGCCUCUAUCUCUCCCAGUCCACCUUAACUCGAGCUCCGCCCCCGACCCCCAUCCAGCCCUCCGCCGCUACUCCGUCCCGCCCCCUGCACUCCACCUCCCGGCCCGCCCAUUGGCCUGAACACCCGCCCAUCCCAAGCCUGGACUGGAACUGGGAACUGGAGGGCAGGUGUGGGCUCUCCAAGGGCCCUCCAGGGGAUCGGGGAGCGUCCAAGAUCCGCACGUUCAGUUGGUCUUCAGGCGACCAACUAGACCUUAAUUUUGUGUGGCAGGAGGUGGGUAAAUACCCGGAGACUGGAAGCGGCGCAUCAGCUUCGGCGCCCACCUCUUCCCCGCUCUCCGCCUUCCCCCGGCUGCCUCCGCUUCCCUCGAAAAACCCGCCGCCCAGGAAACCGCUGGGGGCGCUCAGACCGCAGCCCUGCCGCCCCCCGGCGCCCCCACCGCGACCGCCCAACCCACCUGAAGGAGCCGUGGCUGCCAGGGUUGCCCCCCUCCCGCCGACUCCCCCCACACCUGCGGGCUGCACUAUUUAUAACUCGGCGCCUAUUCCGGGCCUCUGGGCGGGAGCCCGGUGUCGCGCAGCGCUAAUCGUCGCCGGGAUCUCUGCGCCCCCCAGGGCCGGGGGAGAUAAAUUUAGCCUCAGGAAGCUCGGGGGAACAUUUUCCAAAACUCCACGUCCCAGAGAAGGCGAAACUGAACCCCUCUGCCCUCAGCCUCCUCCGGACAGCCACCAGGCGGCGCAGGUCCCCCGGCUCGAGAAGCCGGGUCGCUGCUUUGAAGCUGGGCUUCUGCACACCACUGACGGUCUUAUAUUCGACGUAAUCAGCUGGGAAUCCUGGAUAUCAGGCCGCUCCUCCGCAUGCUGUCGUACUUGGGGGUCACUUCCAGUUCUGCCUGGUCUCCUUCCCUGUUUUACCUCGCCCAGUCCCCUACCCCUUGUGGCCACUAGAGGGCUCCGGGGCGCCGAAGGGACCUUCUCACUGCUGUGCCCUGGGGCUCUGAAGGCACCAGGCAAGAACACUGACCUGCAUUUUGUGGAUGUCUAAAGAGGGGCUGCCAGGGAUAAGAAAUAACCUUAAGUUGGAGUACUAUAGAGUACCAUACUGAUGUACAAAAGAAUGGGCAGGCUCUAAAUAUACUGAUGUGGACUCCUGUACGAGGUAUGUGAAGGGAAGAUAGCAAGGUACAGAACAGGGUAUAGAGUAUGUUAUUAACUAGAAGUAUGAGUAUAUGUAAGUGCAGCCACUUCUCCCUACUGCUAUUGCUGUAAGCCUGCUCUGAGCCACCAACAUGUCUGGCCCCGAUUGUGCCCAUGACCUCCUAAAAGGUCUCUACUAUCCUACCCUUGGUCCUCUAAAGUCUAUUCUCAACCCAGCAGCCAGUGUGAGCCUUUUAAAUAAAAAAUCAGUUUAUGCUCAACUGCCUGCAACAGUUCCUCAUUUUACUCAGCAUAAAAUCUCAAGUUCUUACCAUGGCCUACUAGGCCUGCCUCCACUCCCAUCCUUAGCUUGACUUUCUCUUUUUCUAUAGAACCUAUCACCUAGUAACAUCAAUGUACUUAUUUUUUAAUGUUUAUAUUUUAUUUUCUGUCUCUACCCACCAGAAUGUAAACUCCAUGAAUACAGGGAUCUAUUUUGUUCACUGCUGUAUUCAAAUCAGCCAGAUUGGCAUAUAGCAGAUGCUCAAUAAUAUUUGUUAAAUGAAAGAAUAAAUGUUUUGCUAUUUGCAAAAACAUGGAUGAACCUGGAAGGUAUUAUGCUUAAUGAAUAAGUCAGACAGAGAAAUACAAAUACUGUAUGUUAUCACUUACAUGUGGAAUCUAAAAAAUAAAACCAAUGAAUGAAUAUAACAAAACAGAAUGGACUCACAGAUAUAGAGAACAAGCUAGUGGUUACUAGUGGAGAGUGAAGGGGGAGGGGCAAGACAGAGGUAGGGGAUUAAGAGGUACAAACUACUGUGUAUAAAAUAAA